Cyprinus carpio (common carp) is the source of this 475-nucleotide messenger RNA. RefSeq names its product histone H2B-like. The record is from RefSeq and is a predicted model, not a curated record. Gene Ontology annotation, cellular component: nucleosome. NCBI's taxonomy places the organism in Eukaryota, Metazoa, Chordata, Actinopteri, Cypriniformes, Cyprinidae. Gene Ontology annotation, molecular function: protein heterodimerization activity; DNA binding; structural constituent of chromatin.
UGAGAUCAGAUAGUUACUGAUUUCUGAGAGUUUAAUCGGAAACGCCGUCAUCAUGCCUGAACCAGCGAAGUCCGCGCCGAAGAAAGGCUCCAAGAAGGCCGUCACUAAGACCGCCGCGAAAGGAGGAAAGAAGCGCAGAAAGUCCAGGAAGGAGAGCUACGCCAUCUACGUGUACAAAGUGCUGAAGCAGGUUCAUCCUGACACCGGGAUCUCUUCGAAGGCGAUGGGCAUCAUGAACUCUUUCGUCAACGAUAUCUUCGAGCGCAUCGCCGGUGAGUCGUCUCGUCUCGCUCACUACAACAAGCGCUCCACCAUCACUUCCCGAGAGAUCCAGACCGCCGUGCGUCUGCUGCUGCCCGGGGAGCUGGCCAAACACGCCGUGUCUGAGGGCACCAAGGCCGUCACCAAGUACACCAGCUCCAAGUAGAACAGUCGGAGGCUGUGAAACACCCCAAAGGCUCUUUUAAGAGCCGCC